GCUCCCUCAAACAGCCUACCUUUACCCCAGUGUCACAUCACAAAUAGUCUCUCCGCGAUUCUGGGUUGAGCAGGUGGAUGCACGGGCAGACCCGUCUUUUCCAGCUCUGAGGAACUCAUUAAAACUUCAGGGGCAAUCUGUCUGCUUCUGGCGACCACAACCAAGUGAAAGAGGUCUAAUUUUGUGAAAGAAGUGACAGACAGCAUGGAUGAAGACUCGGACAGUGACCAUGCUGUUCUCUCUCUCCGUGGCAUGUCACCCCAAGGAAGCUUACCCUCAGAUGAAGAACUGCUCCUUGAUGAGAGCAAGGACUUCAAUAAUCCAGACCAGAGCACAAAAACUGAAGUUUGGCGCACAGACUGGCACAAGAAUCACAUGGGAGCAAUAAGCAGUGAGAAGUUUGACAGCCUCCUCAAGAUGUGUCCUGAUUUCCAAGGUUGCAAGAGCCACAUGGCAGCGUUUGUGCUAAUAAAAGACGUGUUGGACACAGCAGGCCGUCCUUGUAAGCAGUACAAAGUGGUAGCUCUGGGAGCAGGUCGUUCAAGCUGCAGCAAGUGGCUCUGCUUCAAUGGGACUAUGGUCCAUGACUGCCAUGCCAUCAUCAUCGCUAGACGAGCUCUCCUAAGGUUUUUGUACAAACAGCUUUUGCUGUUCUUUGAUGCUGAUCCAAAGGCCAAGGAGAACUGCAUUUUCGAGAGCAGUGCAGACAGCCACCAGCUUCAGCUCAAACCUGGGAUCAGCCUGCAUCUCUACACCAAUCAGUGUCCUGAAGGAGCAGCUAAAAACUUCUACUUCAAGGGUCCUUCAGACAGCACUUGGUCUGCCAUGAAGCUGCAGUAUCAUGCACAAGGUUCACUGAUCCCUGUAGCCUACCUUGAACCAAGUCUGUGGGGUGCCAAAGUCUGCUGCAUGUCUGGUAGUGACAAGUUGUGUCGUUGGACUGUCAUCGGCGUUCAGGGUGCUUUACUGACCCACUUCAUCCAGCCGCUCUACAUCACCAGCGUGGUGCUAGGGGGCCAGAAAACUGUCAAUGAAGAAGUGUCAGAUAUCACCAACAAGCGACUGGGCGAUGAUAUCCAAGAGUUUCUGCCACCAUUCUACAAACAGCAUGACAUCUUCUUUCUCUGUGGCGAUUAUGUGGGGCCUGGUGUAACCUCCUCACGGCAUGAGGACCUCAGCAUCAACUGGUGCCUUGGAGACAAGGAUAUUGAAGUUCUGGACAGCAGCAAGGGCUUCAUUGUUGAUGGUUCUCCAUCUGUCAGCGGGCCUGGCUUCUCCAGCAGACUUUGCAAAAGAGCCCUUUAUGGUUAUUUCCUCCGAGUUGCUCAGCUGGGUGGUCAUAGCUAUCUGCAGGAGCUUCCAAACUACCACCGCGUCAAGGUUGAAGCUAUGGUCUACCAGACUGUCAAAAAUCUGGUCAAGCAACAGCUCCUGAGAAACCAUGCAGGCCCCUGGAAUUCAAAGAAGUUGGUUGACUGCUUCAGCAUUUGAAGAAGUGCCUCCAAGAAAUGGAUCACAUUGAAGUCCAUCUAAGUUCCUCUUUAGAUUUUUUUUCAUGCUGAUGUUCUGCUCUUCAGUUAGUAUCUUUAACAGUUCUUUGGUUUUAUGUAUAAUGUUAAUAUGUUCAGUUUGUGUAGGUGUUUGGGAUAAAUAAAGUAACCCUACUGUUUGAACAAGA
Messenger RNA from Cheilinus undulatus (humphead wrasse), 1678 nucleotides. It is a transcript of the gene adad2, whose product is annotated as adenosine deaminase domain containing 2. The transcript has 10 exons. Gene Ontology annotation, biological process: RNA processing; adenosine to inosine editing. Gene Ontology annotation, cellular component: cytoplasm; nucleolus. Gene Ontology annotation, molecular function: double-stranded RNA binding; tRNA-specific adenosine deaminase activity; double-stranded RNA adenosine deaminase activity. The coding region runs from base 205 to 1491 and encodes 428 amino acids. NCBI's taxonomy places the organism in Eukaryota, Metazoa, Chordata, Actinopteri, Labriformes, Labridae. The record is from RefSeq and is a predicted model, not a curated record.